Molecule: messenger RNA, 1551 nt
Organism: Colletotrichum graminicola M1.001
Lineage: Eukaryota; Fungi; Ascomycota; Sordariomycetes; Glomerellales; Glomerellaceae
Exons: 1
Coding region: 1-1551 (516 amino acids)
Source: RefSeq, a predicted model, not a curated record
AUGUCGGCCGAAAGCAAUCACGAUAAACCGUCUGACCAAGACGUCAAUUUCGAUGCCCACGACGUCAUUGCGGUGCUUGAAGAUGAAGGACGACCGCCCCAAGUGAUUGAACAGCAUUUUCAACUGCGCGCCCGAUAUGCCUCGCACGCCUCCGUCGUCUUUCGCCUUUUCCCAGUCACCGACAGCACGUCAACCAUGCCCACAAGUUUCCUACAAAUCAAAGCUGGAGAUAUCAAGUCGUUAGAGAAAGAAGUGUAUGGCAAGGCGAACCCUAACAGUCCGGGCCCGGCUUAUCUCGACGUUGUUCGUAAGCUACUGAAUGGCAUGCAUUCAGUUGCCUGUCUCCGAUUCCAGCUCCGCAGCCGCGGUAUCAUCGACCUCAUCAAACCAUCUGAUUCCAGUAGUGGAAAUAUACCUGUUAAUCCGGUUCUGGACACAUGCACAUCACUCCAGUCGCUUGCGUUGACUUCCUUGUUUUCCAUAUAUUUUCGGCACGAUAUCUUGCGGCGGAAGACGAUAAAGAAGUACACAUGGGCCAUUGCCCAAUUUCCACAUUUGACGGAAACUGAGAAGCAGUCGUACAAGUGCAUGGUGGAUGUGCGCAGGCUGUAUCAUGGCGCUGGCGGCAGAGUGCACACAUGCGAUGACCAUGGCUCUCCGCCCACGAGGGAUCGCUUGACUUCUCCCGCUCCAGGAACGCCUGCGUCGUGCGGUAGUGGUAGUACUCUCCCCUUCGAUGAGGUGCCGCCUUGCCGAGGCCAUCGAGCGUCACCGCCGCCUUAUGACGAAUGCGUGGGCGAAGAACAGUCGCCGGGGGCCGGAUCAGAUGCCCCCGCAGCCCUCUUCGCCACAGGUCCCGAAAGCGGCUGCUGCGACCCGCCCAAGUAUGGUGAUACCGAACGGCGGGACGAUGCGCUGGACCCCCUUCAGGGCACUCUUCCCUGCGGAACCAAAGACACCAAUAUACGUUCUGUCACCAAGAGAAAACGACCAAUCAGCACCAUGUGCACCAUAACGACAGUGGCGACGGACGCACCCCGCCCUGAGAAAUUACAGCGAUUCCUAUUCGCGAAUCUAGACGAGACCCAGAUGGCAAAUCUGCAUGGAUUACAACAUGAACAAACCAGUCUGCAAGGCCAACAGACCGAACAACUACAAGAGUCUGUCAGACAACUACGAAAGACGGUUGAGGAACUAGAAAAGAGAGUCGACAGAUUACAGAGGUGGAAGGAGAAGCACAAGAAACUGCAUGGUGAUCUAGAAGGGACCUGUAGUCAAUUAGUAGAGCGUCAGAACGAUGUCGACACCGCUAUUGACAAUCUGUCUUGUGAUGUAGACGAGUUGGGUGGGAAACACGAUGAGCUCGGGAAACAAAUGCUAGACGUCGGUGAUGAGGUUAAGGACUUGAUGGAAGAUAUGGGACGCACGGCCAAAGAAGACAUUCGCAAAAUCAUCGACGACGGCGUGGCGAAAGCAAUAGAAGAGAUUGUCGAGGCUCGGGUUAAUGAAGUUAAGAGAAGGAUAACGGAAGCCCUCCUCCAACCGAUAUAA